AUGGAAUCGGCGACUGCUUUUCGGCCAUCUUUGACCAUGCCGACUACAGCUAAUAUUCGAUCAGUUUGCAUGAAUGGACCCCACGCGUUGCGUUUUGGAUCCUUGCCGCAGGUUGCUCCCGCUUCUCUUAAGUUCCAUGCAUUUACUUCUCAUGUGAAGUUGAGACAUAGCAGAGUAAAUCUGAAGAGCAGGAGUCGGUCUAGAAUCAGAGCUGCGAUGGACUUUUCUUCUGAUUCAGGGGAUUCAACUACUCGAAUUGCGCCACUGCAGUUGGAGUCUCCUAUUGGACAGUUUCUUUCUGAAAUAUUGGUUAGCCACCCACAUCUUGUCCCUGCAGCCGUGGAACAGCAGCUCGAACAGCUUCAAACUGAUAGGGAUGCCGAGAACAAUAAAGAAGAAGCACCUGCUUCUGAUGGCACCGAUCUUGUGUUGUACAGGAGAAUUGCAGAAGUCAAGGCCAAUGACAGGAGAAAGGCAUUAGAAGAGAUUCUAUAUGCUUUGAUUGUACAGAAGUUUAUGGAUGCCAGUGUCUCCUUGGUUCCUUCUAUAGCACCAUCAUCAGACUCUUCAGGGCAAGUCGAUAAAUGGCCCAGCCAUGAUGAUAAACUACUUGAAAAGCUUCAUUCUCCUGAAGCCUAUGAGAUGAUCCAAAACCACCUAGCCCUCGUUCUGGGAAACAGAACUGCUGAUCCGUCUGCAGUAGCUCAAAUUAGUAAACUUAGGGUUGGCCAACUUUAUGCAGCUUCAGUUAUGUAUGGGUAUUUUCUAAAGCGCGUCGACCAGAGGUUUCAGCUGGAAAAGACAAUGAGAAUCCUUCCAGAGGGAUCAGAUGACAAAGUUUCAAGCAUGCAGAACAGCAGGGGACAGAAAGAUGGACCUGUCAAUGAGAGUGGCGAUAGUGCACCAACUCACCCUGAGGUGUCAUCAUGGGCUGGUGGUGAUGGUGUCAGCCCAGGAGGUUUUGGGUAUGGGAUGAAGCCGUCACGGUUAAGAUCUUAUGUGAUGUCGUUCGAUGGGGAGACACUUCAGAGAUAUGCAACCAUCAGGUCUAAGGAGGCUGUUAGCAUAAUUGAAAAGCACACUGAAGCAUUAUUCGGCCGACCUGAGAUUGUUAUCACACCCCAGGGAACCAUUGAUUCCUCCAAGGAUGAACUCAUUAAAAUUAGUUUUGGUGGGCUGAAGAGACUUGUUCUGGAAGCAGUGACUUUUGGUUCCUUCCUCUGGGAUGUGGAGAGCUAUGUGGACUCGAGAUACCAUUUCGUCGCAAACUAA
Oldenlandia corymbosa var. corymbosa is the source of this 1272-nucleotide messenger RNA. The record is from the annotation of a GenBank genome assembly. NCBI's taxonomy places the organism in Eukaryota, Viridiplantae, Streptophyta, Magnoliopsida, Gentianales, Rubiaceae.